Molecule: messenger RNA, 1333 nt
Organism: Procambarus clarkii (red swamp crayfish)
Lineage: Eukaryota; Metazoa; Arthropoda; Malacostraca; Decapoda; Cambaridae
Source: RefSeq, a predicted model, not a curated record
CAGUGAGAGGGGUGCCACCACCACACAGUGAGAGGGGUGCCACGACCACACAGUGAGAGGGGUGCCACCAUCAACAUGUCGUGGAGGAGACUGACGACCCAGGCCUGGAUGGCAGCUAUGGUUCUCCUGGCCCAAGACACGGCCACUAUCCGCAUCACCCACGUGCGGGUACCGGAGACGGUGGAGGCCGGGGGAGAGGGAGACCUGGAGUGCUCGUGGGAGGAGGACAGCGACAACGUGUACUCCAUCAAGUGGUACCAGGGAGCCCACGAGUUCUACCGCUACACGCCCACCGCCGCCCACCCCGUCCAGAUCUUUGACCCGCCCACCCUCGAUGUUGACAAGAAGAAGUCUUGGGGCGGCAGCGUACACAUUGCCAACGUGACCACGGCAGCAGAAGGCGCCUUCCACUGUGAGGUCUCCGCUGACGGGCCCACCUUCCACACCGCCUCCGCGGCUGCCACACUCAUGGUCCUUGACCUGCCUGACGAGGGCCCGGUAAUUACAGGUGUGAGGCGACAGUACCUGGCGGGGGAGGGUGUUGACCUGUUGUGCACCUCCCACAGGGCCAGACCUGCCCCCCACCUCUCCUUCACAGUCAACAGUCAGCCGGCGUCGCCAGGGUGGCUGGAGCCGCAAGCGGACGUGGGAGAGGCUGGGGAGCUGAUCACCAGCUCCCUGCGGCUGCGGUUCUCCCUCCUGCCGCGCCUGCUGCGGGGCGGCGAGGUGUGGGUGCGGUGCCUUGCGGAGCUGCCAGGCGUAUACCAGAAGGAGACCCAGGCUGUCCUCUCCACCAUGCCCCCGUACCCGGCCUCCGUCCUGGGUGGUGGGGCUACAGGUGUGAGACCAGCUCUGAUCGUCGCUGGUCUGAUCUUGGUUCUGCCUUUCCUGGGGAUCCUUCAACAUCCCUGAAUGGGCUCCAACAUACCUGAAUCUUCUACAUCAUCUCUGAGUCGUCUACAUCAUCUCUGAGUCGUCUACAGCAUCCCGAAGUUGUCGACAGCAGCCCUGAUUCAUGUAUAGCAUCCCUGUGUCGUCUUCAGCAUCCCUGAGUUGACUACAGCAUCCCUCGAGUCGUCUUCAGCAUCCACAGCCUUUUAGUGCAUCGUUUAAUCAUUUACCACGUGUCAAUUACCCACACACAUCCUCUCCCAUACCCACGUGUCAAUGUUUAUAACCUAAAAAGUAAACAAGUAUCAGCUGAUCAGUCGACCAUCUUAUUGUGUACAUAAAUAUUCUUUCCUGUAUGUUGUAUAAUGUAUAAAACUAUACAUUUUUGUGUGAAAUUAGGGCUCUUGUGAAUUUUAUUGAUCAAUGUAUUUAUAAACCAUGU